This is a messenger RNA of Rotaria socialis, 681 nucleotides long. Lineage: Eukaryota; Metazoa; Rotifera; Eurotatoria; Philodinida; Philodinidae. The record is from the annotation of a GenBank genome assembly.
AUGUUUCUGAUAUUUAUAAUUCAAUUGAACAAUCGAAAAAAUCGUAUUGAAAAUGUCCGUGAACGUUUACGUGAAUGUAAAAUUUUAUUAUUACUUAAAUGUCAAGAUAUUCGUAAAUUAUGGUUAUUAAUAUCUGAACAAAAUGCAUUAAUUAAAAUUUAUCAAAAUAUUGAUGCAUUAAAACAUGUUCCAAUACGUUUACAAUUUUAUUUAAAUAAAAAUUUAUAUAUUCAUGCAUCAUUAUUAUUAAUUAAAGCGAAAGAACAUCAACAAUUACUUUUAAUAAAGGCUUUAUCAGAUAUUGAUGUAAAAUUAAAAGAUGAACGCAUAGCAUUAGAAAAUCAAUUACGUUUAGAAUUAAUAAAUCAAUUAUUUGAAAAAUCAUGUCGAGAUAUACUUGGAAAUAAAAAUGAUCAAAAUUAUUUAUCACGUAUAAGAGAAAAUCGUUUAUUAAGAAAACAACUUGAUCCAAAAUAUAUAUUAGUUGAUAUACGUCAACAAGCACCUCAUUUCUGUCUUGAUGUUUUAUUACAAUCAUUACCGAUUUUAUCACAUUUUAAUGAAACACUUGAUUAUUUGCAAAAACAAUUUCAUCGAAUUGUUUUACGUACAACACAACAUAUUAUUGAUAAUAAUUUUGUUUUACAUUCAAAUAAUUGGCAACAAAAUUUUGUUAAGUAA